Molecule: messenger RNA, 2853 nt
Organism: Biomphalaria glabrata
Lineage: Eukaryota; Metazoa; Mollusca; Gastropoda; Planorbidae
Product: BTB/POZ domain-containing protein KCTD3-like
Exons: 21
Coding region: 535-2610 (691 amino acids)
Biological process (GO): protein homooligomerization
Molecular function (GO): protein binding
Source: RefSeq, a predicted model, not a curated record
UCUGAAAUUCGUUAGAUAUCAAUAAAUUAUUCUAGUCUAGAUUCUCUACUCUACUAGAUCUAGGUCUAGAUUCUAUCUAGAUUCUAUAGAUAUAUUCUAUCUACUAGAUCUAUCUAGUAUUACUCAAGUAUUAGGUCUAGAUCUAGAGUACUUUAUUUAAUCUAGACAUCAAGAGUCUCUAGAAGACUUAGAAGUUUAGUUAUAAUUAUUAUCUGAUCUAGAAGACCCAUCAUCUGUCUUAGUUAUUAGUUAACUUAGUAUCUAUUUCUGGAGCAGUAGAGCCAGAGGUGCCCAUAUUUUAAAAUUUAUAUACAUCUAGAUCUAGAUUCUACUACUCAUCAUUCUACUGACUCAACUUACACUAAAAAAAAGUGACUAAGUCAACCAAGUCAGACUACCACUAUGACUCAUGAGUAUGACUAAGAGCUGGGAUUGAGUUAACAGAUCUACUAUCAUCUUUGUCAUCCUUGUAGUCAUCUACAUACUAAGACUUAAAGACCAAAACUCAAAAUUCAAAGAUAUUAUUCUACAAUAAUGUCUAGUGAAAUAGUUCACCUGAACGUGGGAGGAACUAGGUUUUCCACAUCACGUCAGACAUUGACUUGGAACCCAGAGACUUUCUUUACAAGUUUACUGAGUGGCAGAAUCUCUUCUGAUAAAGAUGAAACUGGUGCUAUAUUUAUUGACAGAGAUCCAAAACUUUUUUCUGUGAUUUUAAAUUAUCUCCGCACAAAAGAAAUACAAUUAAGAAAGGUUGAUUUGUCUGCUUUGCGCCAUGAAGCAGAGUUUUAUGGUAUUAAUGCCCUAGUCGGGAGGCUGGCACUGUGUGAAGAUCUGGAACAUUCUUCUUGUGGGGAUGUUUUAUUUCAUGGAUACUUUCAGCCUCCUACCCCUCCCCUUAGAAGUGUGUCCAACUUGAGGCAGUCUGUUGUGAGUGUUGAUAGUGGUGACAGCAACAGAGGCAGCUCAUUGCCGAGAAGUACAUCCAGAGAAAGGCAAAGUAUUGCUGGAAGAGCAGGGGCAGUCACAGCAGGACACUUGAAAAAUGAUAUUGGACACAAUAGUCGAAAGUCAGUUGAGACAGUCAGUGCUCAUGGAGGGUAUGUUGAUCCCAUGAGAGUCACCAUGUUACGAGGUCACCAGAACUGGAUAUGUGCAGCCUACCCUCACUUUGUUUGCUGCUACAAAAUGAAAGACUCAACUGGCUGGCACUUGUUGUGGAUGAGCCAGCAUAUGGAGUACCAAGUUGAAAGGGUUGCUCUCAAUGCCAAAGUCAUCAGUUCUAGUCAGGAAAAUUCCAAUAGUAAAAUGAUUGCAGCAUCCUCUGGGUCCACUGUUUGGUUGUGGGCAGUCUGGGAUGAUGGUGAUAGCAGACAAAUAGGUAUAUUUGACCUCCAUGUGUCAGUUGAUAACUUGUUCUUUAUUGGAAGUCAGUUGGUUGCCCUGAGUAGAACUGGCAAAGUUGGUGUCUGGCACUCCAUGACUCAACAUUGGCAGAUUCAAGAUGUUGUGCCCAUAACAAGUUAUGACACUGCAGGGUCUUUUCUUUUACUUGGCUGUGAGGAUGGCUCUAUUUAUUAUAUAGAUAUGCAAAAAUUUCCUUUGAGGAUGAAAGAUAAUGAUUUGUUAGUGACCCAGUUAUACAGUGAUCCAGCCUGUGACAUGGUGACGGCUCUCAGUGUUUAUCUGACUCCCAAGACUAGUUUAAGCGGAAACUGGAUAGAAAUAGCAUAUGGCACAAGUUCUGGGACAGUAAGAGUUAUAGUCCAACAUCCAGAGACAGUGGGACAUGGACCUCAGCUGUUCCAGACUUUCACAGUGCACCGCAGUCCUGUCACUAAAGUAAUGUUGUCUGAGAAACAUUUAGUUUCAGUGUGUUCAGAAUACAAUCAUGUCAGGACUUGGAAUGUCACAAGAUUCCGUGGAAUGAUCUCUACACAACCAGGGUCUACGCCGCUAGCAUCUUUUAAAAUUGUUUCUCUCGAUGAUUUGGAUUCCUUGGUUAGUUAUUCUGCUGGAAAUGAUUUUGGUCCAUUUGGUGAACAAGAUGACCAGCAGUUGUUUGUACAGAAAGUUGUUUCCAAUACAGACCAGUUGUUUAUCAGACAGAGUGCCACUGGCAAAAGGAUCUGCUUGAUAAAGGCUGUAGAUGGCAGUACCAUCAGUUCCUUUUGCGUCCAUGAAUGUGAGGGCUCCAACAGAAUGGGUUCGUGCCCACGACGUUAUCUGUUUACAGGACAUAAUAAUGGCAGUGUGCAGAUGUGGGAUCUGACCACAGCUUUAGAUUUGUACAAACAAGGCAAUAAAGAUGAGUCUGGACCAUCAGCUACAGAGCUUGUGAAAUUGCUGGAACAAGUUGACCUAAGCUCCUCGCGCUGCUCCAGUCCCUGUGUCAGUCCAUCUCCAUCACUUCUCAUUGGUCCCAAUAACUUACCCCUUGGUGCCAAGCUGACAGCUCCAUCCAGUAGAUUGUCACCUGUGGUGUCAUAUGUUGGACAGGCUGAUGCUGAGCAUACUACCAACAAGAUGUCAGAUGAAUGUGUACAGGCAAUGUCAUCCUCAGGUGACCAGCGGGACAUAGCCACUGCAGCCACUAAUAAAGCCAGUUAAUUUCUAUACAUGGUCACUGACACUGAUUUAUUUAUCUGUACAAAUGCUAUUGGUAUUUACACUGAUCUUUGUUUACUAGUCCUAGAUCACCUUUAUAGAUUGAUCUUUGUUCAGGACUAGACCUUGACUCUAUUAUUAGAUUUGCUACAUGCCAUGUCCACAUUUUGGCAUUUGUGUUACUUCAAGUUUAGCAGAUUUUUAUUUAUUUGAUGAUUUUAUAGAAUAAAUUUUAUUUUGAAUACA